Messenger RNA from Capsella rubella, 1119 nucleotides. Its product is annotated as putative F-box protein At3g23420. The coding region runs from base 1 to 1119 and encodes 372 amino acids. Gene Ontology annotation, molecular function: protein binding. Lineage: Eukaryota; Viridiplantae; Streptophyta; Magnoliopsida; Brassicales; Brassicaceae. The record is from RefSeq and is a predicted model, not a curated record. The transcript has a single exon.
AUGACGAGUAGUAUAUGCAAUCUUCCAAGAGAUUUGGCAGAAGAGAUCCUCUCUAGGGUUCCGGUGAAAUCUCUUAAAGCAGUACGAUUCACUUGCAAAAGGUGGAACACUCUAUCCAAAGAUGUGAGCUUCAUAAAGAAGUACGUUGGUCAAGCUAAAGAAGAAGCAGCAAAGAAAAAGGAGUUUAUGGUAAUCAAGCCGAUGGAUUUUAGGGUUUAUUUAUUGCACGUCACCCUCCACAACGACGAUAAGUCAUUUAUAAGGUGUGAAGCUAAAUUUACUAGCCAAGAUGAUUCAGAUCAAGUCGAUCUAUAUAGAGUCUUCCACAGUGAUGGUUUGUUGUUAAGCAUCAGCAAAGACUGCACCAAGCUUGUGGCCUGGAACCCUUAUAGCAGAAAUAGUCGUUGGAUCGAGUUUGAGUCUAGUCCCGACCUAAUGGACGUAUAUAUGUAUGCUUUCGGAUACGAGAAGAGCAACAACUCGUGCCACAACUACAAAAUCUUGCGGUUUGUUGAGGAUUAUUGUGGCUUCGAGUGUAAAAUUUAUGACUUUAACUCUGAUUCUUGGAGGGUUCUUGAUAUCACUCCAUAUGAGGAGAUUUAUAUAGAUUAUCAUAGACGUGGUGGCGUGUCUCUCAAGGGAAAUACAUAUUUGUUGUGUCAAUCAGUACUAAGCUCACAUGUUGACCUAGUCUGUUUUGAUUUCACAAGAAAGAAGUUUUGGCUGCCUUUGUCUCUGCCAUUUGAAUAUUCUAAUCUUCCAAGUGCUUUGACUCUUUCUAGUGUUAGAGAAGAGCAGCUUCCGGUUAUGCUUCUGCGAUUUGACACAUUCACGAUGGAGAUAUGGAUUACAACUAGGAUUGAGCCAAGCGCGGUGUCGUGGAACAGUAAAGUCUUCUUAGCAGUGAAUUUGAUACAACUCACUUUCUAUUACUUUUGUUUUGAGGGUACGAGUUUCUUCAUUGAUGAGGAGAAGAACUUUGCAGUGGUUUUCGAUAACAAGAAUGUAGCUUACAUUUUUGGAGUGGAUGGAACCUUGAAAAAAGAGCAUUUCGGAUUAUCUAAAAAACUUUGUUAUACACAUGCGUGCUCUUAUGUUCCAAGUUUAGUACAACUUUAG